Messenger RNA from Saccostrea echinata, 2116 nucleotides. RefSeq lists its product as uncharacterized. Gene Ontology annotation, molecular function: zinc ion binding. The record is from RefSeq and is a predicted model, not a curated record. The coding region runs from base 1 to 1977 and encodes 658 amino acids. NCBI's taxonomy places the organism in Eukaryota, Metazoa, Mollusca, Bivalvia, Ostreida, Ostreidae. The transcript is spliced from 5 exons.
AUGGCGGAGGGGCCAGACGAUUUUGACAGAAAAAACCCGAUAGGUAUAUUUCAAGAUAUUGAACAUGAGAUAAAAUGCUGUAGCUGCGACAAGCACUUUGUUUAUCCUGUAUACCUACCUUGUGGUCACACGAUUUGUAAAUCAUGCGUAAAACGUCAAAGACCAGUUGGAAAAUGUUCAAUAUGCAAAGAAAUGUUCAACGUGAAGGCACAUACGUUCCCUCGUAACCCUCUUUUCGAAAGACUAGCAUCUAUUGUUAGAUGUAGGAAAUACCUCGAUAAACUGAAAAGAAAUCCUUAUUGUAACUUUGAUGAUGAUCAUGUCGAGAAUGUUUCAGCUUUAAUGUAUUGCGCAAAUUGCAAAUUAAGACUUUGUCAGACGUGUAAACAUUUGCAUGACAAAGUACCUGAAGCUCGGAAGCAUGAGGUGUAUCUUUCUGGAAUUAAUUUUGAAGAAAGUGAAUACUUUAGCAAAAUUUCAAAAUGUGAAUUCCACAUUGGUUACGAAAUUACAAAAUGGUGCUCAGACUGUCGAUUAACAGCAUGUUCAGAAUGUUGCCCGUGUGACCAUCAGCUGAUCGAUAUUUCAAAAGCAGCUAGAUCUGCAGAGAGAGAAAUAAAACAGAUGCAGACAAGGUAUAAAGAAGCCAUGUCUAUUGUUAAAACACAGCAGGAGAAUGUGAAAGGGCAUGAGAAAACCCUUGGAUGGAUAUUAAGAUAUAACGUUAUCAAGAGCUCAAUUGGAGAUGUGCAUAAUCAAACAUUUUACCUUCUCUAUGAAAUAAAUUUACUUCUAUUAUUUGGGGGAGAUGCAGACAAGCUUAUCGCACUACCGUGUCUAUUGAAACAACAAUACUUCAUACAAAAAACAACAAAAAACAUCCAAACGAGGCCUGUUUCUGAUUUGUCGUCCAAUGAUCGAUCGUCAUUAACAGAUUCCGAUUCUUCAAGAUCUCCUAGCUUAGAAAUAAGGGACUCUCCAGAAAGGAAAGAAACGAGUAAUAUAUAUUACAACGAAGAGGAUUAUGCAGACACCUCGGUAUAUAUGAGGAAUCCGACUAACAAGGAUACAAAAGAAAUCACUAAAAAGAUUUGUCAGUUUGAUACGGAAUCAAGAAUUACAGGAAUGAUUGUGUUGGGUGAUAUCAUCGUUAUAGCAAGUCAAAGUGCUGGAGAGUGUACAGGAUAUGGAACACAAGGAGACCGGAUGUGGAGAAUCAGUGAAAAACUAGACGGACCAUUUGACUUAGACUCGUACCAAGCAAACAAUGACAAACAAUUGCUCUUUAUUUCUGACCCCGGGAAAAGAGAGGAAUCUGCAAGUGCAGUAAGAGUAUAUAAACAAGGGAAAAACAACAGAUAUACCUAUUUAACGUGUUUUACAAAAGAAUGCAUUCGCCCUAAAGGAAUUUCUGCAUUUGCUGGAAGAGUGUACCUCUGUGAGCCUCAGAGGAAAGAAGUCACAGAAUAUCAGAUAUGCGAUAAUUUUACCGGAAAAAUUGUAAAAAGAUAUAAUGAAGAAGGAAUGCUUAAGGAACCAAUGUACAUUACAGCCCAAGUUGUAAAUGAUCGAUUAUUUUUGUUGGUGUCUGAUAAACAUAUGGGUCUGAAACGAUUGCUUAAAGGGGAGGAGGGAAACACACAUUCAGGAUGGUCAGUUACCAAGGAAAAAAUAUUCACCCCUUCAAAGUGUUUUGUCAACGAAAGUACAAGCAAUAAGGAAGUGAUUGUUGGCAAUACGACCGGACGAAAGUUACACCUCAUAAACUUUGAACCUCGUCAGAUUAGCCAUAAAGAUUACAACUUGGAUGAUUCCUGUAGUGGUCCCGUUGCAGUCUUAAUGAAUGAACAAGGCCAGGUUGUAGUAGGUUGUAAAGAUGGGACUGUUACUAUUUUUGAAGUGGUCGAAGUGAAGGAAAUGAGAAGUAUUAACUCGACUGCAGCGGACGAUGGAGAAAAUAUAUAUGAACUCGGAUAAAUACAUAUACAUGUAUAAGAACAGUCCACAUGUAUUUUUGUAUGUCAUAACUAUGUAUGAAAUUGGUGUUCAAUACACUUUUUAAUGAGAUGAUGAUGAUUAAUUUUAAAGACUUGAUAAUUUUGAUACAUUUAUUAUA